GAGGCAUCUGACUGAUCAUCUGCAUUACAGAACACCGAUCAGGAACCGACAGUAUCCAUUAAUUGCCAUAUGUUUGCUUUGUAUUGACCUUAGCAGGAAGUAUUAAAACAGUAUCAUGGUAAAGAAGAAAGGACGGAACCUUCCAGCACCUGAGCCGGUGGAUACAGAGCCGACAUGUAAGCACAUCCGGAAGGGCCUGGAUGAUGGCGCAGUGAAGAGGGCUCUGGUGAAUGUGGACUGGACACUCUGCCAGGACUGCCAGUCAGAGGCCAAGGAGAAGACCAAUAAUGAGGAAGAGGAGCAAACGGAAGCACAAAUGAUCUGGCUGUGUAUGAAAUGUGGACAUAGGGGAUGUGGCAGAUAUUCAGAACAUCAGCAUGCACUGAACCACUACAACACCCCAAGAUCAGAACCGCACUGCCUGGUGCUCAGCGUUGGCGAGUGGAACGCGUGGUGCUAUCUUUGUGAUGAGGAGAUUCAGUACAGCAGCUCUGGGCGGUUGCGGCAAUUGGUGGAUUUUAUCCAAAAGAAAUCCAAGACGAAUGUAAAGAUUUCAAACACAGUUCAGUCUGGCCAAGAUGAUCGUAUUUCUGAAAACAAGCAGGAGAAGGAAGAACAUCAGGUGGUAGAAGACCCCAACAGGGUUGCGAAGGGCGCAAAAGCUGUCAACACACUAAAUGACAAUAAAGAGGUCACUGUGAAAGGGCUCAGCAACCUGGGGAACACGUGCUUCUUUAAUGCUGUGAUGCAGAAUUUGUCCCAGACACCAACACUGCGGGAACUUCUGAAUGAUGUCAAACAUCCAGGAAGAACUGUAACUGUCCAAGUGCCAGAUGACUCCCGGCUUACACCUCGGGAAGUGACACUGGAGCAGCAGCCGGGACCCCUGACCUUGGCAAUGUGGCAGUUUCUUACUGAGAUGCAGGAGACUAAGAAAGGGGUUGUAACCCCGAAAGAGCUCUUCUCUCAGGUCUGUAAAAAAGCCGUCCGAUUUAGAGGGUACCAGCAGCAAGACAGCCAGGAGCUUCUCCGCUACCUUCUAGAUGGAAUGAGAGGAGAGGAGAUACAGAGAGUAAGUUCAGCGUUUUCCAAGACAUUACAGGCUGCGUCAGAGAAGAUCGAGGAUGAGGACGUUAAAAAGAUUGUGCGAGACUGUGAAAAAAGACGAGUUAUCCCCAACUUUGUUGACCGCGUAUUUGGAGGAGAGAUGACAAGUACAAUAAUGUGUGAGACCUGCCACACAGUGUCUUUAGUCCAUGAGCCUUUUCUUGAUCUUUCACUUCCUGUCCUGGAUGACACGCCUGCCAAGAAAAAUACUGCAAAAUCAGCAAAAGCAGUCCAAGAAAAAAAGAAUGAAGGGGAAAGUGAUAAUGACAGCUAUGUAAAAGACCGGCAUGAUGUUCCGUCAGGGCCGAGUAAGCACCUUCAAAAGAAAGCAAAAAAGCAAGCCAAAAAACAAGCCAAGAGUCAGCGGCGACAGCAGAAGAUGCAGGAUAAGACCCUGCCGCUGAAUGACCCAAAUGUGAGCAGUAAUGACGAUGAAGGCUUUAUCCCCGACAAUAACAAUGUACUGGAUAACAACUGUGAGCAGCAAGAUAUGACCCCAGCUGACGGACAGUGUUCCAGUAUAACCAGUGAUGUAGAUAUGGAAAAGAAAGAAGAUCUGGGACAUUUGGAAAACAAAGAACCAAGUCAAACAGACAUGGCAAAUAAUGCUGAGGCCAGCUCUAAAAGUCUUGAAAGUCAACAUAAUUCUGCGACUGAAGAUCAGGAAAAUAGUCACGAUCUGGGUCAGAGAAGUCUACAUCAGAUUGAGCUUAGUCUGGAAAAUGAGGAUCAUCCCAGCAGUGAAGUCAGUGCAGUUCUGGAAAACGGAGAUGACAAUCAGGGCAACAUAGAUAGUGAUGAGAUGGAAGAGGAGAGGUCACAGAGUCCUCAGGCAGACCACGAUCCAGUGGAUAGCCAGCUAACUGAAAACCUAAACAGACUUAAUUUGAGUUCCGACCCAGAAAGGAUAAAUCUGAGCUCAGACCUUGAACCCAAUGACAUUGAGAUCCAAAUUAUAGAUGAAGCGCCCCCAGCACAGAUCUAUGAAGUGGUGAACCAAGACCCCAGCACUGCCUUUUGCACCCUCACUGACCGCAGGGAGCUUCAGCUAGACGAGUUGUCGGUCCUCAGUUGUCUCUAUCAGUUUACCCGCAAGGAGGACCUGGUGGGCAACAACCAAUUGCUGUGUAAUACAUGUACACAGAGGCAGGCUAAGACCAUAAAGCACAACAAUAAAGAGAAGAAGUUUGUGUACACUAACGCCAAGAAACAAAUGUUGGUCUCCGCACCGCCUCCUAUCCUGACCCUCCAUUUAAAGAGAUUUCAGCAGAACGGAUUUAAUCUUCACAAGAUAAAUAAACACAUCAAGUUUCCAGAAGUCAUUGACCUGGCUCCCUUCAGUACGGUAAAAUGCAAGAGUAUCUCUGAGGGAGAGGACAGACUGCUGUACUCUUUGUAUGGUGUGAUUGAACACAGCGGGACCAUGCGCUCCGGACACUACACCGCCUAUGUGAAAUCUCGAACUCCCAAUCCUCGCCUGUGCAACCUUGUACUUCAGGGAGUACUUCCUGAAGUGCCAAGUACAGAGUCUACGAAGGGUCAUUGGUUCCACAUCAGCGACAGCCACGUACAAGCGGUACCACUGAACAAAGUGCUGAACUCACAGGCCUACCUCCUGUUUUAUGAGAGGAUACUGUAAUACAUGCAGAUGUAUCUGCCAAAAUCUCUAUUGCCAAGGAAUAUUUAUUGUAAUUAAACUCGCCAAGUGCACCUGUCAUUUUGAGCUGUACAGAAAUAAAGUAGAGAAAGGCAGACACACCAUUGUUUGUCCCUGUUGAAGCUACAGGAACACAU
Molecule: messenger RNA, 2901 nt
Organism: Nanorana parkeri
Lineage: Eukaryota; Metazoa; Chordata; Amphibia; Anura; Dicroglossidae
Gene: USP16
Product: ubiquitin specific peptidase 16
Exons: 18
Coding region: 116-2746 (876 amino acids)
Biological process (GO): protein deubiquitination
Cellular component (GO): nucleus; cytosol
Molecular function (GO): zinc ion binding; cysteine-type deubiquitinase activity; cysteine-type endopeptidase activity
Source: RefSeq, a predicted model, not a curated record